Pocillopora meandrina is the source of this 2956-nucleotide messenger RNA. NCBI's taxonomy places the organism in Eukaryota, Metazoa, Cnidaria, Anthozoa, Scleractinia, Pocilloporidae. The record is from the annotation of a GenBank genome assembly.
GAAUCAAACCCUGUGUAUCGCGAGGGCAACCGCGCCUCCUCCACAAGAACCUUCCUGAGACGUACAUUCAUUAAACACGAGUUUCAAUACUUGAAUGUCCUGCUUGUUGGAACAGUGGCAGUGUCUGAUGUGUUUGACUGCACGUUAGAAUGUCUCAGCAAUCCGUUCUGUUUUUCUGUAAACCUGGCCGCCUUCAAAGGAGCCCAUGGAAAACUUUGGUGCGAAUUGUUGUCAUCUGAUAAGUUCAGAAACUCCACAGAGUAUAAAGGGAAUAAAAGUUCGCAUCAUUUUGCCAUUGAGGUAGGAAACAUUUCUUAAUUUUGACAAAUAAACGCGUUAAAAUUUUGACAGCCUUGUCAAGAUCGUAAAGAGAAGGCAGUCAGGUUAAAGCCACUGCAAAUGGUGUCAGUCUGUUGUCGUAUUCAUUGUGGUGACAACCGUAUUUCUAUGGCAUGUUGUAAAGCAUGCAAACACUUUCUCGUGCCGCGCACUAUCUUACUUACUUACCACCUUCUGUUUCCCAGGCACGUCGGCAGACUAAGAAAAUACAUGUGACUCAGUUGAAAAUUUGAGUCAAGAUACCAGAUUCUGUUUGUUUAAAGAAUGGAAUCGUUGUUUAAAUCGUCAGUAUUUGGUCAGCCUUUAGUCAAUUUGUGUGUUAAAAUGUUUUAUCGAUAGACUUCUUCAUUUUCUGCAAACGUUCGAAACAGUUAGAAAAGCUUUCCUGACUUAUAGAUCCCAACGGCUUAGCAAUAUAUUUUAAUCUCCACCUCUCAAAUACCGGCAAAGGCAGAAAACUAAUCCAAAAUUUCAAUACUGAUACUGAAAAAAAACACUGAUGCUAUCAGAUGAGGUAUGUCUAUACCAUAAAAAUUUAUAUUAAAACAAAUCCGGACCGGAUCGACGAAAUAGCGCGCCGCGAUAGGCGGAUUAAUGUACUCCCUAUUUACCGAACAUUUACAAAUUUACAGCUGCCUUUUAAAAUGAACCAUUUUCCUACUUUGUUUCUCUACAGUCACCUUGCUCUUCGUCACCUUGUCAACACGAAGCUACAUGUGUCACAAACUAUAGAGAUGGCUCCUUCAGAUGCCACUGUACAGAAGGCUUCAAAGGAGAAUAUUGUGAAAAAGGUGAAUAGUUUAGUAUGGUGUUAAAUACUAAAAUUCUCAAGUGACUACGAUAAAUUUUUCUGCUUUACCUUGCAGCUCGAAGACUUUAUAAAAAUAGCUAGCGAAAAUAGAUAACUAAAAAACAUUUAAUGCAAUGCAUAAAGAUGUUGAAUCUCGUGGUGCUCAAGUUGAUUAAUCAUCUGACUGCGAAAUCAAAAGGUCUGAGGUGGGGAACUAAAUAUUUAUUUAUAUACAUUAUAUCAUUCAUCUUUUAUCACGAAGGAGUGGGGGGGAAAUGGAGAAUUUUAGAGGAUCACAUGAUUUUCAGGGGGAAAGGAGGGGGAAACAGUUGUCGCCGAAAGAGUUUAAAGGGGGGGACUGUAGAAAUUGGCUGUCAAUUUUAAAACUGCUAACGAGUGGGGAUCGUAAGAAUUUUACAGAGCCUUAACUGAGGGGGGGGGGGGGGGGCGAUCUGUUUAAUUUUAUCGUAACUCAACCAAAAUCCUCUGACCCCCCCCUCCCUCCAUCGGUAGUAAAUUAUAACCGGUACCAAAGUGAUGUUUAUCAUCUCUUAAUGAUCAAAGAUUUUGUUCAUAGUUUGAUACAAGAAUGUAAAACGACUCUACUUUUGUGUCCCCUGCUGGACUGUGAUAGAGCCUGAAUAUCUUAAACACCUGACUUUUGUUUUUUUCUCUUUAUAUUUAGUUAUUGGGUCCUGCAAAGAAGCUUACAACCUUCUCAAGUAAGUGAUACCAAAUUAUUACCCUAUAGAGCAUAAAAAAGAUACAAAAUUAUCGAAUAGUUUCGACGUCGAGAGGAAAUUUUUUGCCGCAAACAAAUAUGAUCACGAAUGGAUUUCUUUUCGCGUCAAACAGGUCAAACGCUAGUCAACUGGUUCCAUUAGACCUUGACUCUAAACCAAUCACAGUUCUCUGUCAGAUGGGGAAUUUUGGAUGUGGAGGUGGAGGAUGGACGCCUGUUAUGAAGAUUAACGGCAGCCAGGUAAGCCUCAUUUGGAGGAAUAUUCUUGGCGGGGUUUUCUUGCGGGUGAUGAAGCGCGAGCAAGACAUUUUCAGAAGCAUCGAAACUACGAGAGAAUCUCUUAGCAACUCGUCCAUAUUCCUCUCGCGGUCCCGCUUACGGAAAUUCUUCUGGCAUAAGUACGACAAUACCCUAAUAUCUAAAAGCGCGACGAAUUGCUAAUUAACCCGCCUACAAGUAGGGUAUUUACACUAACAGUAUUAUUGAUUUCAUGAAGGUCCUGCCUUUGAUGAUGCAUCGUGUUAUUUAUGUUAAAGGAUAAAUUAAAUCUUCUUAAUUCUUUUUAGGCAACGUUUCACUAUGACUCUCACUACUGGAGUGAUAAAAACCAAUACAACACCCCCGGCGGGAGGACUGGGUUUGACUCACAAGAGACCAAGUUACCGACCUAUUGGAACACAUCUUUCUCCAAGAUCUGUCUCGGUAUGAAGAUAAGUGGACGGCUCAGGUUUAUUGUCAUUAACAAGCAGGCCAACUCUCUGCACUCACUGAUUGCUAAUGGGACAUACCGCGCUACUUCACUGGGUCGUAACGAGUGGAAGAAGUUGAUUGGUGCGCAAGGCUCUUUGCAACUGAACUGUAACAAGGAGGGCUUCAAUGCUGGAGGUGACAGAAAUGAUCAUUCUAGAGCAAGAAUUGGUUAUAUUGCUAACCAGGUAAACCAUUGCCACACUUGUGACUCCAGAAUUGGGUUUGGCACCGGAGGAUAUCCUGAUAACUCCACUACGUGUGGAAACGUAGCAGCAGUUCGCCCAGAUAAUGGUGACAGAUACAUAAAAGCUAUGGGAUACAUUUUGGUGCAGUAA